UAUUCAUCAAUACUGAAUUAAUAUAUUAUAUAAGGAGCCGUAAAAGUAAUUUUUCGAUUUUUUCAUCGAUCUUUUUAUUAGUAAAAAUGUUUUUAAUAAGUAUUUAUGGGCUUUUUAGCUAUUUUGUUAUAAUUUUUGGAGCUGAGAUUUGUGAAGAAUUUUGUAAUGAAGCUUUUUUGUCUUCAAACCAGGAAGAAGAGUUGGAUGCUUGUUUUAGAGGAUGUCGUUAUUUUACCAUUAAUGAUUUAUUAGCUUCAAGGUUAACUUUGGACUCACAGUCUGUUUGUAAACAAGAUUGUGAAGAGGCUUACCCAGAAAUUAACAAACAAUCAGCAUGCAAAGUUGGAUGCACAUCACAAUAUAACUAUUCUGUUAAUCAAUACCAAGAAGAAUCUGAUCUUGAUAUGCAUUUAAUGCAAUGGCAUGUACAAAUUUUUCAACCAAUGAUGUUAUUCAGAAAAUUUUACUUUAAUCCCUCUGUGGACAAAUCAUCAAAAGACGAAAGCAAUGAUGAUACUAAAAGUUAUACCAUAGUUUUACAGUUAUCAGACAACUUUGUUGAACCAGGCGAUAUUACUAAUGAAGUAGAGAUAAAUAAAAAUGUAUUAAAGGAUGACAAGCCAUCAGUAAAAAAAUAUACAACUAAUUUGUAUAAGCAUGGAAGAAACUGGCUUUAUUGUGUAGAAAAGAAUACAGGUGUCUCAAGAUGGGUUUUAUUGUGUUUAUUUGUGUCAGCAGCUGCGACAUCUGCUUGGAUGUGUUUGCAAAUUUGCAAAUCAGAAGACAAUGAAAAUUGCAAGAAACAUACAUUUAAUGACGAGUUUGUACCUUAUGAUGAUAACCACCGACUAUUCUUUAUUUCAAAAUCAGACGAAGCUGGUCCGUUACCAGAAAAAGUUCCUAUGUUGGCGUAGCUCUCAUCGAUUUCAGUAAAAAACAUUUAAGUUUUUGGGAGUUUUUACCUAUAUUUAAAAUUUCGACUGUUUCAACUGUAUAUAGUUUUUAUUAUACUCAUUUAUUUGCAUCUUGAAUUUCUUUGUACAUAUUAUUUUUAGGUGCUUUUAGAUCUAACAACUGUUAGGUGCUUUGAAUUAAUAUCUAUACAACGUUGAUAUUUUUUGAAUAAUGUCGCAAAAAUUAAAACUCCUUUUAUGUAUUUUAUGGCAUUCGUGAGAAUUUUUCUAAUUUUCACGCUAAUAUUUUUAGCAUUAUAUCUUUUUGUAUUUUUUUUUUUUUUAAGUAGAUAUUCUUAUUGUUGGGAUAUUGUUUUUUCGAGUUAUGUACUUAAUAAAAUAAUAUUUUACUGCAUUUCACUUGA
Messenger RNA from Hydra vulgaris (swiftwater hydra), 1318 nucleotides. Its product is annotated as transmembrane protein 59. The record is from RefSeq and is a predicted model, not a curated record. Lineage: Eukaryota; Metazoa; Cnidaria; Hydrozoa; Anthoathecata; Hydridae.